Messenger RNA from Penicillium lagena, 378 nucleotides. RefSeq names its product histone H2A.Z-specific chaperone CHZ1. The coding region runs from base 1 to 378 and encodes 125 amino acids. The record is from RefSeq and is a predicted model, not a curated record. NCBI's taxonomy places the organism in Eukaryota, Fungi, Ascomycota, Eurotiomycetes, Eurotiales, Aspergillaceae. The transcript has 3 exons.
AUGGGCGACCACGACAUGAGCAUGGACCCCGCCGCUAAUGCCCCCGAUGCCGCUUUCGCGGACAAGGGCAAGGGCAAGGCCCAAGACCCGACGCACGAGAUGAGCAUGGACGAGGAGAGCUCUGACGAGAGCGAGAACGAGAUUGGUGACAACGAUGACGAAGAGGACGGCGCGGACAACCUCGAGCCCAUUUCCACAUCCAACAUCAUCACUGGCGGGCGACGUACGCGCGGCAAAGCCAUCGACUUCGCCGAGGCCGCUGAGAAAUCCAAGAACGAGGGCGACGAGAUGGAUGAUGACGAUGAUGAUGAUGACUAUGAGGCUGCUGACAACAACAACCACCAAGACCACGACAACGACGACCAGAUGCGGGACUAA